Rhinopithecus roxellana (golden snub-nosed monkey) is the source of this 1422-nucleotide messenger RNA. RefSeq lists its product as uncharacterized. The record is from RefSeq and is a predicted model, not a curated record. NCBI's taxonomy places the organism in Eukaryota, Metazoa, Chordata, Mammalia, Primates, Cercopithecidae.
AUGUCGCAGGGGGAGCGAGGCGACGGUUGCCGGGAAGCGCGCGCCACCCCUCCCUGCCAUUCUUCGUCCUCCCCUCGCGCGCCACCCGUUUUUCCUCUUUGUCUGUUAAUAACAGCUGGGUGGCUGGGGGAGGAGGGAAGGUGGCCCCGGCAGAGUCUGGGCGAGCGCCUCCCGCUCAGCCGCCAGCCGCCUUGGGAGCCAGAGGACAGCGGCGGUAGCAGCGGCCGCCGGAGAGGAGGCUGUGCCGAGGCUCGGGGCGCUAAGCGCGGCAGCAGAGAACACCAGCCCAUCGUGGCGCACCAGAACCAAAACCAGCGGCAGCCGCACGGCCAACUGAGCCGCCCCUUCCUGCUGGAGCCACCAAGGGGUGCGCGCAGCCGGGACCCCUUCAUCUCCGCGUCUCCUCGUCUCCCCCGCCCGCGUCAAGCUGCCGGCCUCGCCCAUCGCCCCGAGAAGGGGGCGCCGGGGGCGGCCCUGUACGCGCGGGGACCUCUCUGGACCGGCCGGGGCGCCUGGGCCCUGCUCUCUAGCUCCCGCGCUCGCUCCUGCCCUCUCAGCUCUAAGGUAGCAGCGCGGGGGCCCGCCCGGGCCAGGGCAGACAGGAGCGCCAAACGAAGCGGCCCAGCAGCAGUUAACGGUCGCCCACGCGCGUACUUGGGCUCGGAUCUACCUUGCAGUAGCAACCGAGGGGCCAAUGGGGCGGCGGGGGCCCUCUCACCGCCCCCGCGCGGAGGUUACCAGAUCAGGUGCCCAAUGCGCACCAGCCCAGCGCUGCGGCCUGCGCCGCCGCGGCCCCGGGAGCCCCGCGCGGCCGCUGCCUCGGCGGGGCCAUGGGGAGCGUGGCGUGGGAGGCCAGUGCGGCGCAGUCCUCCUUCAGCAUCACGAACAGCAGCAGCGGCCUCUACGGCUGGCAGGACUCGGUGCACAGCAGCCCUGAAGACGGCGGCGGCGGCCGCCGCCGGGAGCGCCGGGGGGGCCGCGCCCAGUGAUUGGCUCCUCACCAGCUCACCUCUCGCCGCAUAUGUUUGGAGGACUCUGCAGGGCUCUUGGUUCUGGAAUACUUGCAACUUCAGGGAGAAGACACUCCCUUGGCCAGCUUCAUCCCAGCAUCUAACUGGGGAAAGAAGAUUGGACAUGCUACAUUUUUGGGCAAGUAGCCCUAAGAAACGAAUACACCCGAUCCAGACCUUCCCAGCUCUGAGGAUGUCUCUUCUGCUGCAUGCUGUGUAUUUGGUCCCCAGGGAUGCCAGCUCCAACUGUGGCCCCCAGGAGCCCAAGCAACACAUACUCCUGCAAUUGGGGUCCCUCACCUUUGCCGCUGGGUCUGCUUGGGCAGGACUUGCAUUCUUCUGCCCUAAGUGGUUCAAAGAGUUUGAGUGGGUACACUCUGGUACUAGAGAAAAUCUGAAGCGAUUUACCUAG